Molecule: messenger RNA, 820 nt
Organism: Pomacea canaliculata
Lineage: Eukaryota; Metazoa; Mollusca; Gastropoda; Architaenioglossa; Ampullariidae
Product: sialate O-acetylesterase-like
Exons: 3
Coding region: 344-820 (158 amino acids)
Biological process (GO): carbohydrate metabolic process
Molecular function (GO): sialate O-acetylesterase activity
Source: RefSeq, a predicted model, not a curated record
CAAAUAUAAGUAACGGUCGGAACACUCUCUCUGGCGUUACUCUGCUCGAACUCUAGAAGCGCGCCAGGGAAGCGGUUGUUUUCGAGCCUAGAGGACGAAUCGACAUGCGUCAGCUUGGCAAUGACGUAGUGCGAUCGUGACGACUGACUUGAAAGUCACAAUUACUGGUAACAACUUACUGGUAACUUGUAACUUUUCUCGAAUGCAUCAGCUUUUUUCUAGCAUGCAGAUCCCAAUGCGUGUGUUGCGAUGAUGAGAAAGGACAGAGACAAUCACACAGCCGCCGUUUUUCUUUGCAUCAGGUGAGGCCGCCUUGCAUGUGUCCAAUUACUAUGGCGACCACAUGGUCCUGCAGCCGGGUCCCCAGCGAGCUGUCCUCACUGGAACAGCGACUAGAGAGGGCGACACCGUCACUGCCCAGAUCAUGGGUCAUGGGUCACCGGUCACAGGUCAUGUUCACGGCGGCAAGUGGAAGGUGAAGCUGCCCGCUGUGACAGAAGCCGGACCUUUCGUCAUCAGGGUCAGCUCCAGCGAGGGACAGGUCACUCUCAACGACGUGCUCUUCGGUGACGUGUGGCUGUGCUCUGGGCAGAGCAACAUGGAGUCUCAAAUGAUGCAGGUGAUGAAAACUCCAACGCUGAAAUUCAGAAAGCCACUCAGUUCACGUCGAUUCGCUUCUUCAAAGCUCUGUACCAGAAAUCGAACACACCUCUGGACACCCUGCAGGUCGCCCUGCCAUGGAGUCUCCCAACCCCCCACAGUGCUGGCUGUUCGCGGAGUACCUGCAGCCUCACCUGAAGUAUCUAAUCGGCCUCGUUGA